This is a messenger RNA of Zerene cesonia (dogface butterfly), 446 nucleotides long. RefSeq lists its product as uncharacterized. The transcript has a single exon. NCBI's taxonomy places the organism in Eukaryota, Metazoa, Arthropoda, Insecta, Lepidoptera, Pieridae. The record is from RefSeq and is a predicted model, not a curated record. Bases 51 to 446 code for a protein of 131 amino acids.
UGUAACAAUUUCAGAUAUCUAGCACGGAAGGUUUUGGAACGUAUCGUCCUAUGCCAUCUGGAAAUCAUCCAGAACAAUGCCCCUCACCAAUCGAAGAAAUAAAAACGUUGUUGAAUCUUGCACGUAUUCUGGAAGAACAAGAAAAACCAAAGCCUAAACCGUUUAACCCCGAAGAAUUGAUAAUGAAGUUGGUCAAUGCUUUAGUGGUAACUUCUACCCAAAAUAGAUGCCCCUCUGAGUACGGUUAUGGUGGCAGAGGUACGUCAGGAGGAUCCCAGGGCGCUUCAAGAGGUCAAAGAGAUGGUUUAGUGAAUCUGGACCUUCUCAAUCCCAACAAUCCAAAUAACGUGGCUCAGCUUGACCUUGGAAAGCAAACAGUUGCCGGAAUCGGUAUUGGAGAUACUACAAAUGGGGUCGUUGGUGGUGCCCUUAAAGAUCUACUUUAA